UCACUAGAGAUCAAUCCAAAGUGAACAUAAUCACAAUGACAGGCCCUCAUCUCCUCCUCCUCCUCCUCCUCCUCCUCAUCCUCCGUUAUCCGCCAGUCACCCACAUGAGACCUCUCGGAGAUUACCGCGUGAGUGAAGUCAGACUCAAACCGGAGAGAUUAACCUGCCAAAACUAUCAGAAAAACAGGAAUUAGGAUAACACUGUGUUGGUAAUAUCGAGUUAAAGAUGGAAGUGUCUUAUGGAGAAUAAAAUAAACGGACAGAAAGACACACGUGCUUUCAUGAGGGUUUGUGUUGUGUGUAUUGUGUGUUAGGAUGCCAAUCCCGAAUCUUUCUGCGUAGGCUAAACGAAGCACUGUUCAGUCCUGUCAGCGAACACACACACACUGAAGAUCAAACAGAGCAUGGGAACCAACAGAGCAAACAGGUACAGCAUUGUGUCUCCUGAUGAGGAGAGACUGAAGAUCUCCUCCCUCGGCCUUCACAACGGCCACAGUACGAGCUGUCUGCACUCCCCCGCCAGUGCCAUGAGCGGUGAGGGGACAAGCAUGGUGUUGGGCACCAACUACAACGGGAAGAUCUCCACCUCUGGACGGGGACAACUGAGGAGUCGCUUCGUCAAGAAAAAUGGCCAAUGCAAUGUCGUCUUUUCCAACAUGGACGACAAGCCAUGGCGUUAUCUCGCGGACAUCUUUACGACCUGUGUGGACAUUCGCUGGAGGUACCUGUUGCUGAUCUUCUGCUCCACCUUUCUGGUGUCCUGGCUCAUCUUUGGCGUGAUCUUCUACUGCGUCUCGCUGGUUCAUGGAGACUUUGAUAAGGAUCGUAGAGUUCGAGUCCCCACUGGGCAACAGAAGGAGUGGAAACCGUGUUUACUGCACGUUGAGGGCUUCGUUGGGGCUUUUCUGUUCUCCAUUGAGACCCAGACGACCAUCGGCUACGGCUGGCGCUGCGUCACUGAAGAAUGUCCAGUAGCAAUCGUGACUGUGGUCGUGCAGUCCAUCGUAGGCUGCAUCAUUGACUCUUUCAUGAUUGGGACCAUCAUGGCCAAAAUGGUGCGUCCAAAAAAGAGGAAUCAGACGUUGCUUUUCUCAAAGAAUGCCGUAAUUGCGUUGAGGGACGGAAAACUGUGUUUGAUGUGGCGCGUAGGGAACCUGCGUCGUAGUCACAUUGUAGAAGCUCACGUUCGUGCUCAGCUCAUGCGACCCUACGUGACAGCAGAGGGCGAGUUCAUUCCUCUCGAGCAGACCGAUCUAAAUGUCGGCUAUGACGAGGGCACCGACAGACUCUUCCUCGUAUCUCCUCUGGUGAUAGUGCACGAGAUCGAUGAGGACUCUCCACUCUGGACAAUGAGCAGGGCAGAUCUCGAAUCGGACGACUUUGAGAUUGUCGUGAUUCUUGAAGGUAUGGUUGAAGCGACGGCCAUGACCACGCAGGCGCGCAGCUCGUAUCUUUCUCGUGAGAUCCUCUGGGGUCAUUGCUUUGAGCCUGUUAUCUUUGAAGGCAGCGACCGCUAUCAGGUCAACUAUGCACACUUCCACAAAACCUACGAAGUUUCGGCAACGCCCGCCUGCAGUGCUAAAGAACUGAGGGAACUGGCUGGUCGUCGGUCAACUGCCUCAUCACGUUCUGUGACACCCGUCAGUCGGCGGACUCAAACCCUGCUACCACCUCACUCCCCCAGCUCUUUCUGCUACGAGAACGAGGUGGCUCUGUACAGUGGAGAGGAAGACGAGGAUCAGCUCCAGGAAGGGCUGACCGGCCUUCCCACAGACUUCCAGAAAAUGUUCCAGGAUUCGGCCACAAUGACCUCCGGCAAUAACAUGCUUUGCAUGUUGGACAUAGACAAUCAGAUUGAGUUUGAAAUUUUACACACUGCCAUACCACUUGACCCGACAACCUAUAAGAGUGAGUCUGAGAUAUGAUGGGAU
Xyrauchen texanus (razorback sucker) is the source of this 1931-nucleotide messenger RNA. Its product is annotated as ATP-sensitive inward rectifier potassium channel 12-like. Bases 405 to 1925 code for a protein of 506 amino acids. Gene Ontology annotation, molecular function: inward rectifier potassium channel activity. The record is from RefSeq and is a predicted model, not a curated record. Gene Ontology annotation, cellular component: plasma membrane. Lineage: Eukaryota; Metazoa; Chordata; Actinopteri; Cypriniformes; Catostomidae. The transcript is spliced from 3 exons. Gene Ontology annotation, biological process: regulation of monoatomic ion transmembrane transport; potassium ion import across plasma membrane.